Aricia agestis (brown argus) is the source of this 2325-nucleotide messenger RNA. RefSeq names its product phosphorylase b kinase gamma catalytic chain, skeletal muscle/heart isoform (gene PhKgamma). The record is from RefSeq and is a predicted model, not a curated record. Gene Ontology annotation, molecular function: ATP binding; phosphorylase kinase activity; calmodulin binding. Gene Ontology annotation, cellular component: phosphorylase kinase complex. Gene Ontology annotation, biological process: protein phosphorylation; glycogen biosynthetic process. NCBI's taxonomy places the organism in Eukaryota, Metazoa, Arthropoda, Insecta, Lepidoptera, Lycaenidae. The coding region runs from base 256 to 1524 and encodes 422 amino acids. The transcript has 13 exons.
UUUUUAUUUUGGUGGUACGAAAAUUUAAGAAAUUAUUGCCCAUAUAUAUGGGACGAAAAUUUCUCAGCAAAAUUGUGAUAUAUUAUCAAAAUCCUUAUCUUUUGCGCUCUACUUUUAUACUUAAUUUAGUUUGAAGUAACUGAAAACUCUACGGAUGGCUGUCAAGGACUGGAUAUUGAAUAACCUUUCGUCAUUGUGAACAAACUUAUAAUUCGUGCGUAGUCGGUUAUAACUAUUAGUUCAUCGAAAGUAAUAAUGGCUAAAGAGGAAGAUGAUGAUAAUUUACCUGACAAGGAUGCGGCUAAAGAGUUCUAUGCAAAGUAUGAACCAAAAGAAAUUAUAGGAAGAGGCAUAAGUUCAACAGUUCGGAGAUGUGUGGAGAAAGAAACAGGACAUGAAUAUGCUGCAAAAAUUAUAGACCUGAGUCAAGAGUCACAAGAUGGUAUAGACACACAUGUGAUGAGAGAUGCCACUCAUCAGGAAAUUCACAUACUGAGGAUGGUGGCCGGACAUCCUUAUAUUAUUGAGCUACAAGAUGUGUUUGAAUCUGAAACCUUCAUAUUCUUAGUAUUUGAACUGUGUAAAAAUGGUGAACUAUUUGACUAUUUGACUUCAGUUGUAACAUUAUCUGAAAAGAAAACUCGAUAUAUCAUGAGGCAAGUUUUGGAAGGAGUAAAAUACAUACACAGCAAGGGAAUAGUCCACAGAGAUCUGAAGCCUGAAAAUAUACUUUUAGAUGAUCAGCUAAAUGUCAAAAUCACAGAUUUUGGUUUUGCAAAAGUUCUCAAUGAAGGCGAGAAAUUGUUUGAACUAUGUGGGACACCAGGGUAUUUGGCACCGGAAACUUUGAAAGCUAACAUGUUUGACGACGCCCCAGGCUACGGUAUAGAAGUCGAUAUAUGGGCGUGUGGCGUCAUCAUGUUCACAUUGUUGGUCGGAUGUCCGCCGUUUUGGCACCGGAAGCAGAUGGUUAUGUUGCGAAAUAUAAUGGAAGGAAAAUACUCUUUUACUAGUCCAGAGUGGGCCGAUAUUUCAGACGACCCAAAGAAUUUAAUUAGAAGAUUUCUUGUUGUGGAACCGAGCGAGAGAAUACAUCUCGAUGACGCUUUGUCACAUCCCUUCUUUAACGCUAAGCUAUGGGACCAAGACAUGACACCACUCAAGAAGGAACUGUGCGGGACCAGUAACCGAAUGUCGAGGAUCGACCAGCUAUCUAUGGCUAUAAAAGCGAGCGGUUUCAACGCGCGCGCAAAGCUACGCGUGGCGCUAGUGGCGGUGCGUGCGGCGGUGCGCCUGCGACACCUGCCCACCGCCGCGCGCCGUGCGCUCCCCCGCGCCCUCGUCGCUAGAGACCCGUAUAAUGUGCGCGUGCUUAGGAAGGUGAUAGACGGUUGCGCGUUCCGAGUGUACGGUCACUGGGUGAAGAAGGACGAGGGUCAGAACCGCGCCGCGCUGUUCGAGAACACGCCCAAGACCGAGCUCAAGUCCCUGUACGUCAGCAACCUGAGCCGACAGCGCCUGUGACGUCACCACACACCUCCACGCCGCUCCUCCCCACACGAUAGGAGGACGCGACGGUACACAGAAGAUGGACACAGUAGGGUCGUGCGACGGCACAUUAGACGUAUUUUAGAUAAUUUCAUACAAAGACGUGUAUUAUAAUGGUAAAGUAUAAAUGAGCCAAAAGAUAUGAUAGGAAUUAGGUAAUUACAAAAUACAAGGGCGUCAACAAAAACUCUAUUUUAAUAUCAUUUGCCUGUAAACUAUGUUUGCCGUAAAAUCGUUUACUGCGUAAUUUAAAUAUGGAACCCCUUAUAAGUUCUGCUACUUAGGAUUCUUAGACAACUUUAAUUCGAUAGCUUUACAGUAAAGUUGGAAAUCAAAAAUGUAUGAGACGCUUGCGUAGCGCUGUCAAAUACCAUGCAUAUUCUUGUUCAUAACUUCGCUUUAAAAUUUAUUGAAUGGAAGUUGACCAAAUGUUCCAAAGAGCAUUAAUCACGAAUAAUACCUUCAUCACAACCAAAAAGAUCUAAAUCAGAUCUCCAAGAUUAAAAAAAAGCAUAUUUUCUAACAUGUUUAGUCAGUACCCCAAAAUAUAAACAAUACUCCAAACCUUCGCCAUUUUGAGCUUAGUCCAUUGCGAAGUAGGGCAAGACUGCCAGUGCCAUACAAAAGUAUGUUCUAUGUUUAGAAAAUAUAGUAGCUUCUCAUACCUACAUAACACUUGCGCCAGCAUGGAAAGCCUAUAUUAUCUCUCUCUAUCGUUCUUCGUAGUUAUGAAAGAGAAUACAUAAUGUUUAAAACCAAAAGUGAUGAACCAAACUG